Molecule: messenger RNA, 1698 nt
Organism: Equus caballus (horse)
Lineage: Eukaryota; Metazoa; Chordata; Mammalia; Perissodactyla; Equidae
Gene: FAHD1
Product: fumarylacetoacetate hydrolase domain containing 1
Cellular component (GO): mitochondrion
Molecular function (GO): acetylpyruvate hydrolase activity
Source: RefSeq, a predicted model, not a curated record
GCCCGGCUGCGGCGGGCCUGAGGGUUGGCUGCGAGGUGGGCGGCGGCGGCGGCGGCGAGCCCGAGCCCCCGCCUCUCCUGGGGUACUAGGCCAGCGUCCGGAGGCCGCGCCGCCCCGAGGCAGCCCCUGGACAGGAGCCCAGGAGGCCGAGCGCUGCGACCUCCCGGCACCGGCGGAGCGGAACGGGCCUUCGCGGACGGGACAGCGCUCCGAGGUAGUUGGUCCUCUCCGGGGAGCCAUAGGCGUCAGGUGACCGGCUCGACAAGGUCCGUGUGACUCCAGGGCGCCCGGCAGGAGCCAUGGCAGCUUCCAGGCCGCUGUCCCGCUUCUGGGAGUGGGGAAAGAACAUCGUGUGCGUGGGCAGGAACUACGCGGACCACGCCAGGGAGAUGCAGAGCGCCGUGCCGAGCGAGCCCGUGCUCUUCCUGAAGCCGUCCACCGCCUACGCCCCCGAGGGCUCGCCGGUCCUCAUGCCCGCCUACAGCCGCAACCUGCACCACGAGCUCGAGCUGGCCGUGGUGAUGGGCAGGCGCGGUCGCGCCGUCCCGGAGGCCGCGGCCAUGGACUACGUGGCGGGCUAUGCCCUGUGCCUGGACAUGACCGCCAGGGACGUGCAGGACGAGUGUAAGAAGAAAGGACUGCCCUGGACUCUGGCCAAGAGCUUCACGGGCUCCUGCCCCGUCAGCGCGUUCGUGCCCAAAGAGAAGAUCCCUGACCCUCACAACCUGAAGCUCUGGCUCAAGGUCAACGGCGAACUCAGGCAGGAGGGUGAGACAUCCGCCAUGAUCUUUUCCAUCCCCUACAUCAUCAGCUACGUUUCUAAGAUAAUGACCUUGGAAGAAGGAGAUAUCAUCUUGACUGGGACACCAAAGGGAGUAGGGCCUGUUAAAGAAAACGAUGAGAUACAGGCUGGCAUACACGGGGUCGUCAGUAUGAGAUUUAAGGUGGAAAGGCCAGAAUACUGAGUCUAUGCAAAGCACCCUAACUUCUUAGGUUUCAGGAGAAAAGGGAGCAAGACAGAAGCAAGCCAGAAGCAAGCAUAGGUUAUUAAAUGUGACAAUCAUUUAAUUAAAAAAUCUUUAAAAAUGAUUGGAUCGCUAUGCUUCAACUCAAGGAAGAUAGACCCUCCAAUUAAAAAGUGAUUUAGAAGAGCUGGGCCAGAAAUGGAAAUGAGAAAUGCUGUCUUCCAGGAAACAAUCAGAAUAAAGUAUUUAUGAUGCUUCCAAAGUGGAGAAUUUAUGAGGCCAAGUGUUCAGAAGAUUUACUCGCCUUUCCUAAAACUGGACUGGCUAAGACUUUUCAGUGAGUCAUUCUAAGAUCAGUAGUUCAAGAUUUAAAAUCUGCAAAGGAAGCUGAAAAGAGGGUUUCAUCAGUGUUUCCCAAAUUUCUGUGAUCAUGAAAAUCAGCUGGAGAUAUUUAUAAAAAUAAAAAUUUCCAAAUUACUGGCACAUCCCAGGCCCAAUGUAUUAAUUAAUGGGAUGGAAUUCAUCUCCAGCAUUCCAAAUGAUUCUUAACACAGAAAUGUGGAAAAACACUACUCCACAUAAUCAGUGAAUUAAAGCUGUAUUUAAUAAGUGAACAAUUGGUGAAGACCUCACUCGUUUACUUAGGGUGUGUACCCUCACCCACAGAUUCUGAGUUUGGGAGAUAAUUUUGAAACUAUUGUUUUCCAAAUAAAUAUGCUGUCUUUUGUGUGGC